AUGUUCAACACAAACAGUUGAUAUAUCACAUGCGGAUAUAGCGAAUAUAAUAAAUACAACAGUUCUAUUACUAAUUCAACAACUAGAUGAAUUACCUUGUGCAAAUGCUCCUUCCCAAAAAAGAAUUUUUGAUCAAAUAAAAGAAGCUGAAAAAAAAUUAGUAGAAUUUACUUCUCUUUGUGGUGCCACUAAUGAUUUUUAG
This is a messenger RNA of Funneliformis mosseae, 202 nucleotides long. The record is from the annotation of a GenBank genome assembly. NCBI's taxonomy places the organism in Eukaryota, Fungi, Glomeromycota, Glomeromycetes, Glomerales, Glomeraceae.